This is a messenger RNA of Sander lucioperca (pikeperch), 459 nucleotides long. RefSeq lists its product as uncharacterized. Lineage: Eukaryota; Metazoa; Chordata; Actinopteri; Perciformes; Percidae. Gene Ontology annotation, biological process: endoplasmic reticulum unfolded protein response. The transcript has 3 exons. The record is from RefSeq and is a predicted model, not a curated record. Gene Ontology annotation, cellular component: endoplasmic reticulum. Bases 199 to 399 code for a protein of 66 amino acids.
AGCUCGUUCGGCUAACAGGCAGCAAGCUGCCCAGCUACACGGAAACAGCCCCGGUGGCAGAGAGCCUCGUCCAGCGGGACAUUUUCUCCGGUUACCGGCGCCUCUGCCCUUCUUCUCCUCCUACUCCUCCUCUCUCUUUCUCCCGGUUGCUCCCGGCUCUCAGUCGUCCUGGUCCAGACUGCUCGAGACUCCUGAAACAUGUCGGCGGUGCAGCGGAUGAAAGUGGCGAACGAGAGGCACAGCAAGACCAUCACACAGCGGGGACACGUCCAGAAAACCUCGAGGCCUGUAAACGAGGAGAAGUCUCCGGUGGGUCCGUGGCUGCUCGCUCUGUUCGUUUUCGUGGUUUGUGGAUCAGCCAUCUUCCAGAUCAUCCAGAGCAUCAGGCAGGGGAUGUGAUGACCUUUGACCCUGAGGAGGAGCCGGGAGGGGACACACCGCCGUCAUGACCCCGCACCC